CUAGCUAUCUAUAUGGCAAAAUUCGUGUACACUACUAAUAAUCCAUCUAAUAAUCUAAAUAUGAAUUUAUUAAAUGAAAUAUUACAAUUCAGUAAGCUACUUACCUCAGCAAAUGGAAAUGAUGUUUUCAGUUGGGAUUCCAAACAUUUAAAUUUUGUUAUUCGAUAUGCACGUACGAUUGAAACUAAGUUAUUUGGAUUAUCAAGGGAAAAAACAGAUCUGAUUCAACAACAACUUGAUAAUGGAAUGGCCAGAAUUAUUAAAAAACAAAAACCACCACCACCCUUAGAAGAGUUAAGAAAUGCUCGUUGUUUAUUGUAUAAAGCAUUGAUAAGUAAUCCUAAAUUAUCAAAUAAUUUGUAUUCUUACUUGUUAAAAACAUAUGGGUUUAAUGAUGAUAAUGAAAGAAAUUCUUCUUCAAAAAAGGAUAUUAUAACAAAGGCAUCAGGAAUUACCAAUACUUUUUUAGAAUGUUUGGAUGACAUUAAAAUCAAUCAUAAUUUAGUAGAAACAAAAGAUAUUUCCACUACUACCAUUUAUAAAAUUUUAUUUUUAACAUAUGACUAUCUUUUAGAUUCAAGGACAAUAAAAUACGACUACUCAUUCAAACUUUCACCUAUUAAUAUUAAAAGAUGUACUGCUGGCAGAAUAUUGUUAAAAAAUUGUUUAAAAUUGUACAAUAAUAGUAGCAGCAGUAAUGGAUAUAAUGGAUAUAUUCACUGUGAUUUAAGAAAAGAAGUUGAAAAUCAAAUUAUCAAUUACUUGAAUAAUUAUGUUGGAGAAGAAUCAGGUGGAAUGGAAAUAGUUUUUCAUAGCACUAUACUAGCUUUUGAAGAUAACCAAUUUUAUCGUGAUGAUGAUGAUCAUGGCUAUGUUAAUAAUUUAAAUUUAUUAGGGUUGAGACAACUUUUUCUAAGGUGGAUUAUGACAUGUAUUUUUUCUAAUCAAAAUCAAAAAAAUGGUACAAAAAUGACAGAUAUUGAAUCAGAGAUUUGGAUUUUACAUCCUUGGAUACUUGAAAAAAUUUCACAAUAUCAUGAACCAUUCUUUAAAUUUUAUUAUGGAAGAUUGAUACAUUGUACACGUGAAGAACAACAAAGGAUGAUGAUUUUGGAAGAUGAAAGAACAUUCAAUCAUUCUAUUCAACCUUUGAUGUAUUAUAGAAAAAUUAUUAAAAAAUAUGAUAGAAUACAUGAUAAUGACGAACAUUUAGAUAGUAUAAUGAAUGAAUGA
This is a messenger RNA of Entrophospora candida, 1233 nucleotides long. Lineage: Eukaryota; Fungi; Glomeromycota; Glomeromycetes; Entrophosporales; Entrophosporaceae. The record is from the annotation of a GenBank genome assembly.